CACUUGAGCUCAUAUAAAACUACAACUAAAAUGACGACGACGAGGGGGCACACAAUGCUGCUAUUAAUCACAUUAUUCAGUGUCUAUGCGAGCGGUACAGACGGUCAGUCCUAUCUGCUCACCUUGGAGAACGUACUUACACGACAACUGCCAUACAAUCUAACCAGUGUGAACGGCACCAGCGGAACGGAUCUGUUAGCCGAACAAGUGGAUAAUAACACAAGGAUAUUUGUCUAUAAAAAUAUUGUGGACUCUAGCAACGAACUGUCUCAGACGGCAAUGGAUGUGAUUACCAUUGUUUGGUAUGUGGCUACAUUUCUGGCUCUGGGUGCUUUCUUUAUGCUGAUGGCCUGUUCGGAUCGCAGAUGCCGCGAUACGCGUAGUCCACAAUCGAAUGCCACGUCCAACGAAGCACAGCGUGCACCACCCACGCCGUCGCCGUCGUACAGUGAAUUUGCACCGCCCAGCUAUGAUACGGUUAUCAAAAUGCAGCAUGCGGCCAAGCCGAGCAUCUUUGUUAUACCGUUCAACAGUGAGAAUAAAGCCAAUGAUGAGUCGAAUGUGACGCCCGUAGUGCCACCACCCGCCAGCAUCUAUACAAUCGAUGAACGGCCCAAGGCACAGCAUUGACGGGGCCAUUGCCUUUAAGCCACAUUCGGUCCACAUUGGGGCUGUGCAAUUAACGUCUCUGUGAUAUUUACCUGGUGCUCAUUCAAAAUGCCCUCGUUUUGGGUGAACG
This is a messenger RNA of Drosophila arizonae, 739 nucleotides long. RefSeq lists its product as uncharacterized. NCBI's taxonomy places the organism in Eukaryota, Metazoa, Arthropoda, Insecta, Diptera, Drosophilidae. The record is from RefSeq and is a predicted model, not a curated record.